AUGUACUCAUACGCUCCUCUUGGGGUUUCCUUCGCCUCUCCAAUUGCAACAUCAGUUGUGAGACCAGCUCCAGUCUCCUAUGUGUAGCCAGUCUCUUAUGCACAACCAGUCUCAUAUGCUUAACCAAUCACCUAUGCACAACCAGCUCCAGCAACAAUCAAGGGAGAAUCGAGAUACGAAUACGUCCCUUAUUAGAAAUCCGUAGUAGAAAUGGAGGAGGAAUAAAGAAUAGUGAAAGUGCCCAAAUAAAAGUGGGUGACAGACUAUUAUCCAGUUGAAUAUCAAAAGGAAUACGUCCCUUAGGUCACAUACGAAAAAUAGAUCGAUUAUGUUCCUGUCGAAAAAACUGUCCCAAGAGUGGACUACCUAGAAAGAGAAGUAAGAAGAAGCUCAUUCGUGGCUCCAAUCAAUACAGCUCCUCCUAUCCACUAUGCCUCUCCUCUUUCCUACAGUGUGGCUGCUCCCAUUGCCCCAGUCACUACCAGCUAUGUGGCACCUGCGUAUAGCACAGUCUAUAGAUAUUGAAUAUUAAGAAAUAUAAUAUGCCUGCAUUAUAAAUUAAUUCUAAUA
Paramecium tetraurelia is the source of this 570-nucleotide messenger RNA. RefSeq lists its product as uncharacterized. The record is from RefSeq and is a predicted model, not a curated record. The transcript is spliced from 3 exons. Lineage: Eukaryota; Ciliophora; Oligohymenophorea; Peniculida; Parameciidae.